Messenger RNA from Drosophila innubila, 5180 nucleotides. RefSeq names its product transcription factor cwo (gene cwo). The transcript has 3 exons. Gene Ontology annotation, molecular function: RNA polymerase II cis-regulatory region sequence-specific DNA binding; DNA-binding transcription factor activity, RNA polymerase II-specific; protein dimerization activity. Gene Ontology annotation, cellular component: nucleus. The coding region runs from base 2356 to 4479 and encodes 707 amino acids. Gene Ontology annotation, biological process: regulation of neurogenesis; anterior/posterior pattern specification; regulation of transcription by RNA polymerase II. The record is from RefSeq and is a predicted model, not a curated record. NCBI's taxonomy places the organism in Eukaryota, Metazoa, Arthropoda, Insecta, Diptera, Drosophilidae.
AUGCGUCGAACUUGAGCUUGCUUUCUUGGUCUUAAUUUUAGCCCGUUCAUCGAGUAUUUUUCAUUCAUUUCAAUUCAGCCGUUCGAAGUGAGCAGUUGGUGUUAACAACGUUUCGGACAGCGCAAGUGUUUUGUUUAAAAAAAAAAUAAAGAAAAAAAAUAUAUAGCAAGAGCCGAGCAAGCAGCAACAACAAAUUGUGUGCAUACAUACAUAUAUACGAAUACAUACAUAUAUAAUAAAAGUGCUGUGUAGUGGAACGUACAAAUACAAAUACAAAUUCACGCAUACUGUUUGCACACGGAAUGCUCGGCUGCUAGUAAAAUUCCACUCUGAAACGAAGGAAGUUGUGUAUCAAUAAAAUAAAUAUUUAAUACAAAAUUAAUAAAAGUGCGAAACGUGUAAAUCGCUGCCGUGUGACAGAAACCCAAAUCACGUUUUUCGACAAUCAUUAUUCUCUCUUUGUGGUACUCCUUGGUGCUGUUUGUGCGUCAGUGUGUGUGUUUGUGCUUCGCAGAGAGCAAAAAUAAAACGAGACGUGAGUGUAAAGCAAUUUCAAGGUUUCCAGCAGAGCAGCAUCAGUAUCAGCAGUAGUAAAGAGAAAUAACGCGGGGGAUUAAAGUUAACACGUUCGGGGCAGAAGAGACUAGUCAUACAUAAUUAAAUAUUGUAGUUGUCCUACAAGUGUUGUUUAAUUCUCCCAGAGAUAAACGUACGGUAUAUAAGUAGAUAUUUACUUAUUUACAUAUUCACGCACAUACAUUGUGUGUGUGUGUGUGCGUAUAAGUAAGGCCUUAUCGCACCCGUUGUUCGUUAUCGGCACUGUCACCUUUGAUAAGCGUACAAACAACAGACAUCACUAAACAGUCAAAACUCACAAGAAUUUAAACAUAAUUAAAUAAGUUAUGUUAUGCUACAGAUAAAUCAAUUAAGUGUGUCGCAGGGGUGCAAAGAGUAUUGGAUAUUCAAGUGUGAUACAAAUUGUAAUACAUAUUAACAAUCAACAAUCAACGACAAUUUACAUUAUUCAAUUCUUGGAAUAUUUACAUUGAGCAAGUUAUUAUUGUACUUGUGUAAUACAAAUAAAAGUGAACCCACCAGAAAAUACCAACAAAGCAAGCAAAAAUAAUUGUAAUUCGCCGCAACUGAACUGAACUGAAUUCGCCGUAGCCGACAGCCGACAACCUGUUUGCUGUCAUAAAUUCGUGCGCUCGUUCGCCGGCGUUUCUCUCUGCCUUUUCUGCAUUGACGUAGAGAGCAAAAACACCUUCCACCAUUCCACCGCAAUUGCAAGCAACGUCGACGCAGCAGCUGCAGGAGAGGAAAGAGCAACACAAAGCAGACAUCGCAAUUUUGCCCAGGAUCGGCGCCUCUCACAACCACAAUCACAACCACAGCAGUAGCAGAAGCAGCAGCAGCAUCGCCAGCAGCGGAAACAGCAACCACAAUAUGGAACCCUAUUGGAGCGAGGCAAAUGGACAUGCCGCACAUCCGGUUAAGUAUGAGAGCCAAGCGACAACUUGGGGUACAAUAAUGGCUGACUCUUUUCGGGGAUCAACUCUCGGAUUACCAACUGUAAUGUAAGACAGUCACAGAGAUUGAGAAAGAGAAAGUGAGAGUGAGUGAGAGAGCGCGAGCGAGGAGCGACAGACUGAUUUGAUUAAUACUUUUAUUUUAUUUUCAAUAUUACAGCUUAGGUUAUUCUAUUAUUUUUAAUAUUUUUACUAUGAAACAAAAUAAAGCAUUGCCCAUAAAAAAAACAAUGAUAAAACACAUAACUACAUAUUUAGAUUAAGUUAUUAUUUUUAAGUUAGCUUAAGUUAUGCGCCUUAUAAAUGCAUUACUAAAACAAUGAUUGAUAUGAUACAAAAAAAAAAAAAAAAACAAACAAAAAACUUGACAAACUAUUGAACAAGAUUUGGACUUAUUUGUGUUUCUUAUCCUUCCCACUUCUUUUUGCAUAUGAAACAAAACGCAUACGAAUUAUAGCGAAGCAGCUGUCUCCAGUUUUCCUUAUUGCACAGAAUCUAGUUUAAAUUUUUCAACAUCGGCAACGGCAUACAGCGAGGACGAUGCUGAAUAUGCCACCGGAAGACGUAAUAAAACAUCGAGGGUAAAUAUUACAAUUUUAGAGCGACAAAACCAAAUCGCGUAAACAACUAAUCGAACUCGAAAACAAGAUCAAAGGAUCAAAAGAGAGAGCGCCUGAGUUGAUAACUGAUUCGGUUACCAAUUACCAAUUACCAGUUAACGGUGACUGGCAAUGGCAAGCGAUGUCGAUGACCACGCCCACAAUUACGUACACACGCCCACACGCCUACACACAGAACGCUCAACUUCCACGGCCAGCAGCCCGAGAUGUCGCCGCUUUUGACCCUUUUUUAUUGUACGCCAGAAGAGCAUGAGCUAAGAUUAUCCAAUCGAAAAAUACACACUAUGAACCAAAUGCAAAAUUUAAUAAAGAGAAAAAAAAAAACAAAGAAAAGAAAAGCUAAUCACUGGCCAGAAUCAUUAUUUAGCAUAAUGGUCCAUGAACUUUUACUUAAUAGUUGCUAUUUGCUAACGACGAUCCGCUUUAAUCGAGUCUCUUUUUGUUUUCCGAUUCUACAGCAAGAUCCAUUGUCGCAUCGCAUUAUUGAGAAGCGUCGCCGUGAUCGCAUGAACUCCUGCCUGGCAGAUUUGUCCCGCCUCAUACCACCGCAGUAUCAGCGCAAGGGGCGUGGCCGGAUCGAGAAGACCGAAAUCAUUGAGAUGGCCAUUCGACACUUGAAGCACUUGCAGAGUGAAUGCCUGCAAAAGGAGACCGAGUAUCGCAGCGGCUACAUGGACUGCAUGAAGGAGGCGGCUAAGUUUCUAUACGAUAGCCAAAUGCAAGAAUUCUGCUAUCGCCUCUUGGCCCGUCUGCAGGAGCAUAUCGACGAAGUGUUCAAGGCUGACUGUUACAAGUCCACCCGCAGCUGCCACAUGCCGGACAAUGUAAGCGCUUCGAGUGGCAGUCCCCACCAGGCGUAUCAUCCGCCGUUGUGCCACCUGCGUGAUAUGCUGGGCGCCUCCGAUGUGGAGCAUAGCAACGAUCACAAUGAUGUCAAGGAUCUGAGUUUCCGCAAUCAUCUCAAUCAGUUGCAGCGCAGUCAGCAGGCUGCCGCGGCAGCCGCAGUUGCAGCUGCUGCUGGAAGCAACAUUAACGGCUCCUCCAAUGCCAGCAUUGAGCGCCAGAGUCCAAGCAAGCAUGUGGUGGGCAAUGGGAAUGUCAAUGGCAUUGCUGGUGAUAAUGUACCCACCAAUUCAACGGGCUCCAACACUGCCAGCAGCAAUGCGGCAAGCUCAACGACCUCGACAACCACAUGCCAUACCCUGGCCAAGGCGUCUGUCGCUUCCGCUGCCGCUGCCGUUGCCGUUGCUGCCCAUCAGCAGCCGCAUCAGGCGCCAGUGAUAACAUCGACGGCGCCGCAUCAUCACACGGAUAGCAGCCAGCAUGAUUUUGAUUCAUCGCGCGAGCCGAUUCUGCAUACGGAUACCUCGAACAUGCACUCGCCCCCGCCACGGGAUGCACUUUUGCAUCCGCAUUCGCAUCUGGCCCACAAUCCUCAUACCACGGAUAGUCUGUUGUCUGUGCGCAUGCGCAACUAUUCGGAGUCCUCGCAUGAGAUUGAGCACAACAAUAACUACAAGUACAAGAACCACAUCAAGGAGCGUUUCGUGCAUGAGCUGCACGACGAGGAAACGAGUAGCGAACACGCGCCACAUCUGCAGAACGAUCACUCGCAUUUGCAUGCACUCUCCGAUCACUCUAAGGAUGGCACCGAAUUGGAAAUAGCGCCCAUCAUGGCAAAGAAACGCAAACUAGCCGAGGCAGCGGCGGCGGCGGCGGCAGCGGCAGCUUGCAAUGGCAAUUUGCCCUUGGAUGUGCACAGCGAGGCGAGCAACACGAAUCCGCCACGUCCGAUGGUGUUGGUGCGCGACGACAAGCCCUCGUUUAAUUUCAGUGACAUCAAGGACAUCAAGUCGGAGCUGCACAACAGCAACUCCAAUUCCAGUCCGCUGCUGGCCAAGCUAAGUGCUGCCGGCGCCCAAUUAAGCACGCCCAGCAGCACAACAGCUCCGCUUCCACCGCGUCAUUCGUUUACCGUGCCGAUCUUUGCGUUGCAUUGCCAAGGCAACUAUUAUGUGCCACUUAAUGUGGACUAUAAUGCACUGGUGCCAUAUCUCAACGGUGUCGAUUUGCUCGAGAAAAGCUACACAAGCAUGCCCGUGGUACAUCCCAUCAAUAUAAACGUCAACUUUAUGGCCAGCUCAACGUCGGCUUCGCUGCUGGCAGCAGCCGCUGCCGCAGCCGCUGUUGCUGCAGGAAAGCAACAGAACGUGGUUGCCACAACUGCCACAACGCUGGGUGGCAGCUCGGCAGCUGCUCAAGAUCUGCUAAGAUCCGCUGCAGCCGUGACCAAGGCCAAGCUGGAGCAGGCAAUCAGCAACAGCUGGUGAAGAGCUUCAGAAAACAGAACAGAACGGAAGAGAACAAUUCUACCUCACUACUUCUGUGAAUGAUCAUCAAAUGAUUGAUUCCAAAUACUGUGCAAAAAGCGAGUGAAAUGUACUUGGCUGCACCAUAUACAUAUAUAUACAUAUAAUAUAGAUGUAUUACUGUAAGAAUAAGACAGUUUAACUGAAGUACAGUCGGAACUGGACGUUGUCUUCAAGACACGCUGUUUAUUAUUGAUUAUUUCUGAACAAAACUUGUCUACAUACACGUACAUAUAUCUACAUUAUUUAUUUUGUUCUUACAUAUGUAUGAAUUUUAAUUAGGGAGUUAAUUAUUAAUUUGAGAAUUCAAUGUGCUCUUUGCGAAUGUUAAACAGCUAAACAGUGUAAAUAAAUACAAUAUUUUAUAUAAAUGUCUAUAAGAAAUGUACACCUUGAUGUAUGUUGCCAAGAAUCCAGCCCACGUUAACAAAUCAAAUGUAUAACAAUUUCAACCAAUUGUGAAUUAAAUGUAUUUUUAGAUGUUUAAUAUUUUUUUGCAACUAAAUUAAGAGUUGUGGUUUCAAAUUUGACUCCAAGUGCGCGUUUUAAAUAUACUUACAUAUAUACAUAAACCACUAGUCAACUAAAUAUAAAAGAUGAAUAACAGUUGAAUGCGAAAGGAAAUUGAAAAACAAAUGUUAUGUGUAUAUAUAUAUUUUAAU